Messenger RNA from Larimichthys crocea (large yellow croaker), 1937 nucleotides. RefSeq names its product SMG9 nonsense mediated mRNA decay factor (gene smg9). The record is from RefSeq and is a predicted model, not a curated record. Bases 362 to 1888 code for a protein of 508 amino acids. The transcript has 13 exons. Lineage: Eukaryota; Metazoa; Chordata; Actinopteri; Sciaenidae. Gene Ontology annotation, biological process: nuclear-transcribed mRNA catabolic process, nonsense-mediated decay.
GUCAAUUCGUAGAAUUUCAGGCGGGUGGAGUUUCUUUCAGCACGUUGAUAUUCUAGAACCGCUCCAACGUCGUGCCACAGCGGCCAACGCCGAGAUUUAAAACAAGCGUAACCAGCGCGCACCGACGGGAAGCUGAGGCUAACGUUGUUUACGUCCAUAGACGAGCGCUGUAACGAAGUCACGACUAAUUUAACUUCAAACGUCGCCGAGACUGAUGAGCAGAGAAGAGUUGUAGUUCCCGAGAUAUUUCAGUGACGCUUUCUUCUGCGUGUCUCUGUUUUUCAGCAGGGGUCCGUCGUCAGCUAGCUAGCUUACUGUUGACGCCAGGUGUGCUGUCGUAGUGAAGCAGGUGAGCAGCGACAUGUCGGAGUCCGGCCACAGUCAGCCCGGGAUGUACGGACAGGGACGCAGGAGGAGGCGACGCCGGGGUGACAGAGAUGCUGGACCUCCGGGCCAAAAUCUGUCCGGACCCAGCCGCGACAGAGAAUACCAGCCCAGAGAAAGAAGGGAUGGAAGUGAGGAUCCACCGGGCCCUCUUAUGCAGAAGACGCCCAUAAUUCUUGCAAAACCUCCCGGGGAAAGGGCCAAGCCGUCACAGAAUGCAUCUGUGAGUGGAGCGCCAGUCCUGGAGAAGCCCAUCAUGCUGAUGAAAGCCAGGGAUGAUGGAGGAAAGCCGGGGACGCCUCCAGAGGCAGCAGCUCAGCCCUCUGGCCCUGGACCCUCAAAGAUGGAGAAGGAAGGACAGCGACCAACCCAGCCUGUAUACCAGAUCCAAAACAGAGGAAUGGGUUCUUCUGCAUCGAGCAGCGCUGUGGACCCUAUGGUUGGUCAGUCUAAACUCCUCCCUCCAGAGAAGAUGAAGCACAGCAUUAAGCUGGUUGAUGAUCAGAUGAAUUGGUGCGACAGUGCCAUGGAGUAUCUCAGGGACCAGACAGACAUGUUGGUGGUUGGAGUGAUUGGCCUGCAAGGAGCUGGGAAAUCUACAGUCAUGUCACUGUUAUCUGCCAACACUCCUGAAGAAGAUCAAAGGGGUUAUGUAUUCAGAGCUCAGACUCAAGAAAUCAAGGAAAGAGGAGGAAACCAGACCACAGGAAUUGAUUUCUUCAUCACACAGGAGAGAGUCAUCUUCUUGGAUACACAGCCAAUGCUCAGCCCGUCUAUUCUCGACCACCUCAUCAACAAUGAUCGGAAGUUGCCUCCAGAGUACAACCUCCCUCACACAUAUGUUGAAAUGCAGUCUCUUCAGAUCGCUGCCUUCCUGUUUACAGUGUGCCAUGUGGUCAUUGUGGUUCAAGACUGGUUCACAGACUUAAACCUCUACAGGUUUCUUCAGACUGCUGAGAUGUUGAAACCCUCCACUCCAUCUGCAAGUCAUGACAGCACUGGCUCUUCAGGCAAUGACGAUGGAGCAGAAUACUAUCCUCAUAUAGUGUUCCUCCAGAAUAAGGCCAGACGGGAUGAUUUCUGCCCAAGGAAUCUGAAAAACAUGCAUAUGGUUGUGGACAAAUUAAUGGCCCACUCUCACCUCAAAUAUAAAGGUACAUUGUCCAUGCUAGACUGCAGUAUCUUCCCAGGCUUGGGGCAGGACUAUCUGGCAACUGAAGUCAACAUGUUUCUACUUCCUGUGCAGGAGAAUGACGGGGACGAUAAUCUAACUAAAGCAGGAUCGGGAACAUAUCCACUCUUCUCGCUUCUCCCGGGGUACAGAGGACACCCUGCCUUCUCCACCAUGGUUUCAAAACUCCGCAGCCAAAUACUGGCCAUGCCUCGCUGUCAGCUGUCACACACCAUCCUCACUGAGAAGAACUGGUUUCACUACGCAGCUCGUAUCUGGGAUGGGGUGAAAAAGUCCUCUGCACUUUCCGAAUACAGCCGCCUUCUCUGCUAACACCUUGGUCUAACUGCUGUUAAAUACAAAAGCUGUGCAAGCCGGUAAA